AUGCUUAGCGAAGCAGAGCUCCUCUUAGUUGUGAUCGGUUUUCUCAUCGCCUUCGUAAGUGCCUUCGGCCUCGGCGCUAACGACGUUGCUAAUUCUUUCGGUACCAGUGUUGGAUCCAAGGUGUUAACCCUGCGUCAAGCAUGCAUCCUUGCCACGAUUUUUGAAAUUGCUGGUUCCGUUCUCCUCGGUGGCCAUGUCUCAGCAACAGUAAGAGGUGGGAUCAUUGAUCCAGUUCGAUUUAACGGUACAGAGAAUGGAGCAAUACGAUUAAUGCAGGGUCAAGUCUCCUCACUUAUUGGCGCAUGCUCCUGGAUGCUUCUAGCUACCUUUCUUAGAAUUCCCGUAUCUGCAACUCACAGUAUUGUGGGAGCAACAGCGGGUUUCGGCCUUGUACUUUUUGGCUCUGAGGGUGUUCAAUGGAAGGGAAUUUUAAAAAUUGUUGGUUCCUGGUUCGUGUCCCCCAUUCUCAGUGGUAUUGUUUCUAGUACAUUGUAUCUGGUCAUCAAAUACACUGUCUUGGUGAAAGAGAAUUCGCUUGAACCAGCUCUUAAUACUCUGCCGUUCCUCUAUGCAAUCACUAUCUUCAUCAACGUUUUCUCUGUCCUCUAUGGUGGACUCAAAAUGCUUAACUUGCCAGAAAUGCCACUUUGGGCAAUCUUAACCACUGCUGGUGUUACAGCCUUUGUAGCCGGUCUCAUUGUGCUUAUUUUUGUACGACCAAUUAUCCGCAAGAAGGUUCAAGACCGUCUCUCUGGCAAGGCACCGCCACCCAAGAAGAAACGCAAUUGGAAUUGUUUAAGGCAAUGUCGUAAUAAGAUUGAAAACUUCUUCUCCACCGAAAAAGCCGAGAAUAGUACAAUAAAGACUCGCCAGAAUGAUGUAGUCGUAAGAACUACUAGUAUCGACUUGGAGAUCGAUAACAUACCAUACAUUGACGAUGUCGAAGAGGAAGAAAACGGACGCACCAUUGGUCGUGAUGGCCAAGUGUGCGACAGACCAGAAGAGGCUGAGGUGUUUGCAUUCGCACAAAUUCUCACUGCCACCUUCGGCUCUUUCGUCCACGGUGGUAAUGAUGUGGCUAACGCUAUUGGACCUGUUAUGGGUCUGUGGAUUGUUGCUACAAGUGGUGAUGUUCUGAUGACUGCAAUGCCAAAAGUUUGGAUUCUCUUCUACGGUGGUCUUGGCAUUUCAGUCGGUCUUUGGGUCUGGGGCCGAAAGGUUAUGCAGACGAUCGGUCAUGAUCUCACCGAAAUCACACCAACCACCGGAAUGUGCAUUGAAUUGGGUGCUGCUAUAACUGUGUUGAUUGCAAGUAAAGCCGGUCUU
Rodentolepis nana is the source of this 1326-nucleotide messenger RNA. The record is from the annotation of a GenBank genome assembly. Lineage: Eukaryota; Metazoa; Platyhelminthes; Cestoda; Cyclophyllidea; Hymenolepididae.